This is a messenger RNA of Mugil cephalus (flathead mullet), 4797 nucleotides long. RefSeq names its product poly(ADP-ribose) polymerase family member 10 (gene parp10). The transcript is spliced from 11 exons. Gene Ontology annotation, cellular component: cytoplasm; nucleus. Gene Ontology annotation, molecular function: transcription corepressor activity; nucleic acid binding; NAD+ poly-ADP-ribosyltransferase activity. Bases 77 to 3697 code for a protein of 1206 amino acids. Lineage: Eukaryota; Metazoa; Chordata; Actinopteri; Mugiliformes; Mugilidae. Gene Ontology annotation, biological process: negative regulation of gene expression. The record is from RefSeq and is a predicted model, not a curated record.
CAGCAGCACAACACGGAAGUAGGUUCAGCCGUCGAAGUGGAACUGCGGAGAGCAGAUGUUUUCCUUGUAGCACAGGAUGCCUGUUGAAAAUACGGAGGAGAAGACUCUGGAGGUGCUGGCUCUGCCUGAAGGAGUAGAUGAGGAACUACUGUGUCUGUACUUUGAGAAUAAACGGCGCUCAGGUGGAGGGCCUCUUAUAUCUGUGGAAAAGAAGGGCAACCGUGCUGUACUGAUUUUUGAAGAGGCUGAAGUUGCUGCCCGAGUGUUGUCUCAAGGGCACCACGUUCUGCAUAAUGUCGAGCUGAGUGUGAGAAAGCCUGCGUCGAAGGACCGACGCAGGCUGCUGCUGCGGGGUGUCAACCCCAACACCAGCACAGAGAUGAUAGAGCUGUACGUGGAGAACAUGAUGGGUCUCAACGUACAAGACUACACCCUGUGUCCCUCCCCAGGGAGAGAUUUCAUCCUCAUUCAUCUCACUCAACCCUUCUCAAAAGAUUUCCAACAUCUCAGCACAAAUAUAUCCAAAAGGAAACUUGAUGGGGCUCAGGUAAUUCUCGAACAGAUUAACCAAACUGACGCCAUCUUGGUGGAGAACCUGCACCCUGGCAUCAAUUCAGACAUGCUCACCUUGUACUUUGAGAGCACGCGAGGUGGGAAUCAUGACGUAAAGGGGGUCACCAUGCUGUCAGAGAGUACAGCAGUUGUGUCCUUUGUUAACUGUGAUUCUGUGGAUGCUGUUCUGGAUCACACACACAAACUGGGUGAUGCCAACCUUGUAGUCAAGCCCUAUUUUGACUUUCUUCAACCUAUGGAAAGUUCAGCAUCACAAGACUCUGGAUAUGAAAGGCAAGAAAUAACGCGGAGUAACUCUGAGGAUCUGAGUGAUAGUCAGAUGCAGACCAGUCCUCCCGCAGUGGUCGGUUCCAGCAGUCCACCAUCUGCCUCCACCUCCUCUUGUCAGACUGCUUCACAGCCACUUGCUGCCUAUGAGGCAGAAGAAGAAGAAGCCAUGGAAGAUCAAACUGAGGAUACAGAUUCACUAUCAAGCCACAUUGCGAUUACUAAUCCAGUAAAACAUUCUUUGCUUCGGUGCAGCAUCUUUCAGCGGGACUUAAAACAGGCUAAUCCAAAUUUUACCAUCCAAGUUAACGAUGAUGGUGUGUAUAUUGCAGGACCUGACAAACUAAAGGUUGAGCAACUGAAAGACACCAUCUUGGACUUUCUUGGUAACAUGACAGAGACUAAUUUUACCCUGGAGCCAGAAAUGGCUCAGUUCCUUGCAAGAAGUGAUGUAAAAGAGCGGCUGUUAGAAAGCCUGAAUCAAACCGGCUCCUCUACUGUUUACACAGUGUUAGGCUCCCAAGUCAUGGUAACUUCCCUGUCCCAGGACUCAGCCUACCAGGCAUGUAGCUUUUUAAAAUCUCAAGUGUGUCGCUUCAGCAUACCCAUGGACACGGAAAAUGAAGGCCUGCUGUAUUGCAGAGAGUGGUCAGAGUUUUUGGAGGCUCUUAGCUUCUCCUCUGUCAAGGUGGCAGAACAUGGAGGGAAUAUUGAUGUUCUGACUCUGAAAGGGAUGGAGGAGGAGAAGCAGACUGCAAUCCUGAACUUUCUGACUACACCUAUUGAAAGGGAGACGGUCAUCUCUAUGGAGCCAGGCAUGCUGAAGUACAUUCAGAACCACUGUCAUCAGCUGUUGGCUGACAUGGACCAAGUAUCUAUUUUCCCACUCGAAGGCGAAGAUUGUUGUGGGUUAAAGAUCCAUGGCCAUGCUGUUGCAUGCCAAAUGGCAGAGGAAGUUCUGCAAGGUAUCGUCUCCUCUAUCUGCACCAGAACCAUCACAGUAAACACUCCAGGGGUGACUCGCUUUUUAGGCGAACAGGACUGCAUUAACGUUCUGAAUGAGAUGGAGAGAAAGUUUCAAGUCUACAUCAACAUCGUCCACGUGCCCUGGAAGCCCCUCCCACAUCAGGAUAUUUUUAAAACUGCAUGGCAGAUGAUGUCCCACAAAAAUUUCCAGAAAUUUGCACAGGAGCUGAAGUCAGAUUCAGUGCAAGCCGUUCAUAAUGGAGUUUCAGACCAAGGACUUUUGGAAGAGGCAAAGAAAAUUGUCUCAGCUGUUGAUGAAAGACCGCUGACUGGGGUGUCCCCUGUAGACCAGCUCGUUGACAUGGACAACCUGGACCUGUACACUGCAGAGGAACCGAGCAGCCCCACGGACCAGGGUGCUGAUCUGACAGUCGUUGAUGGUUCUCAGUCCUCAGAUGAACAGAACGCUAACACUGGGUUGCCCCUGAAUAAUGAUGGAGCUAUGGGCCUUUCUAGCGAUCUGGAAGAAGAGGCCCAACUCUCUUUAGCCAUCCAGUACUCUAUGGAGUCAAGUCAUUGGUCUUUGGAGGAUGAGGAGCAACAGCUGCAAAAAGCCUUGGAGUUGUCCAAGGAAAUGAUCCAACAUGAAGGUUGUUCUUCUAGUGGAAAUAACAAAAGCCCACUGGUGGACCAGAAGGGAAAGACCUCCUUACAGGAUGCAAUCACGGCAGCAAACACCCUGCAGCUAAUUGUGUUUGCAGGUUACAACUCUGACUUGAUUCGGGUGGACAUAGCCUUUAAUAAGAAGGUUAGCCAGAGACAGGUUGAGGAGAAGGUGGAGCACAGGGGCAUAAGACAUUUGUCAGAGUAUCACAAGAUGUGUCUGGAGAUGAUCAAAAGGAAGCAUGCAGUGGAAAUUGAAGUUCAGGGCACCAUAAUUACAGUCUCUGGGUUUAAGGAGUUUGUGACUGGGGGUGUGUGGGAUUUGAAGCUGCUCCUGGAGACAUUGUCCAAUUCCGUGUCUGACCAGGAAAUCCUGAAGACUGUCCAGUGGGUGCGGCAUGACCCCGCCUCCUCAGCCACGACAUCAUACUCUGCCGAAGCCACAGUAUUCAUUGAGAACAUUUGGAGGAUGAAGAUGAACAAAGUCGAUAUCUUGCUAGACAAUCAGCCCCACGUAAUCAACUUUGAGAAGAUGGAAGAAUACAACAUAGCUGCAGGGAAAUCUGCCAAAGUCUCCAGGAAGUUGCUGGACUUAGGGGACGUGAAUGAGGAUGUACCAGAAGAGGAGUACUCUCUGCUGUCAAAUCUGCCAGAAGCAAGCAAAGUAGACGAGGAAUCGGACGAAUUUCAGAGUGUGGUGAAGAGUUUCUAUGAGACCAUACAGGAAUACCACAGCAAAAUCAGAAUCAUCCAGGUGGAGAAGCUCAUGAAUCGACUGCUGUACAACCAGUACAAGCUGAAGAAGGCGAGUGUACUUCAGCGUUCCACGUUCCCACAAGUCGAACGGACUCUGUACCACGGCACAAGUGAGACGAGCGUGAAAGAGAUAUGCAUUCAUGGCUUCAACAGAAGCUUCUGUGGAAAGAAUGCCACGGUCUACGGUCAGGGGGUGUAUUUUGCCGUCAACUCCCAUCUGUCCGUCCAGGAUCAGUAUUCGCCCCCAAACGCAGACGGAUACAAGUUUAUUUUCGUAUCAAAGGUUCUUACAGGAGACUACACUAAAGGCUGCCAUUCGAUGAAGGCGGCCCCGCUGAAGGAGACUGGUGAUAUUCCCCUCAGAUACGACAGCGUGACCGACAACAUCACCAAGCCGACGAUGUUUGUCAUCUUCAACGACACGCAAGCUUUUCCAGAAUAUCUCAUUACGUGCCAGAGAAUCCACCGCUGAAAGCGCUGAAUGCUUAGUCACAAGAGAAUAAACAUAACAUUUUCUAUGUUUUACGUUUCGACCUUGAUUUAAGAAGUGCAUUUGAUUAAAGGGCUAAUGUGUUGCAGUGCACAGUCUGAUCAAUCAUCAAACCUUAUUCAACUCCUUCACCUUCAUUGGUUUCUGUGCUUUUCAGAUAAGUGAACAAAAAUCCAACAGCUGAACCUACAAAGCCAGUUUCAGCACAUUAUGUCUCAGUGUGUCUUGUCCUGACAUAGGUGUGACUCAGCAGUGAUAGUCACUUUGGUGUUUCUUAACAUCACUCCUAAACUCCAGUGAAUAUUAACCUUGGUUAAACUCAUAAGCAUCCAAAUAAGACUGUAUGUAUGGUGUAAAAAUGUAAUUGCACGUAGUACUUGAUCUUGAUAAAUACAUGUAACUAUCAUGUAAUGCUUUGAUGUGUACUACUCCAGCCUGCUGACAGAGAUAAAUAGACACUACUUCUAACAGUAGGCGCACAAUGCAAAUCAACAAGUGUGUUUAUUUUACUUUCAGGUUAAGUUGUUUGCUGCAGUGUCCAUGUUCAGCAGAUCUCUCUCUUGGUCUUGCAAAGAUAGCCCCUAAAUGUAGCUAAAAGUUUUUUAGUGAAGCAGCAGUUGCAUUGUGCAUUGACAAAAUGGGACAAUUAAGACCCUGGGUGACAAUGAUCGAAGCCACACAGUGACUGUGCACUUUAAAUACAUGUGUUUUUAUUUUAAUAUAAGUAAAUCAAUUGUCAGUUAUAGUUCUUAUAGUUCUUAUCGCCCUGUUCAUCUAUUCCUUUCUUAACGAUGAUUGUGGACAUCAUGGUAUAUUUGUUUACCUGUUUCCUCUUUUAAGUGCUCUGACAACAAAUAUUUAGAUUGAUUGAAAUCUGGCACUACAGCCUGGGAAUGUGUUGAUCAUAGAUCUUUGUUUUAAUUUCUUAUUGCAAAUGUACCCCAAAAAUACUAUUAUGCUGGCUUUUUGACUGUAAUUUCUUAUUUUGCUAUUUGUUUUUUUAAGGAAAUGUGAAGUAUUGCAGUCUUAAAAAAUAUUAUGAUAAUUUUUUUUAAGAAAAAUAAAAUGCUUAAUAUAAGAAA